AUGGAAGAAGACGAUGAUUUCACCGGAGCAAUUGAAAAAUUGAUGUUCCAAGGUAUACUAAACAGUGGAGAUGUCAAGAAACUAGGGAAUGCUGGGAUCUAUUCAUGCAAUGGCCUGAUGAUGCAUACAAAGGAGAACCUCACUGGAAUAUAUGGUUUAUCAAAGACCAAAGUUGACCAAAUCUGGGAAGCAGUCGAGAAAGUUGUGGCACGUGCGAGUGCAUUGUUUCCGCGCAACAUCAACGCUUACGAGCUCAAAAGCAAGAUCGGAUUCGGACCCCGAGCCACCGUCUACAAAGCUUACUGCAUUCCCACGAAGUCCACGGUUGCAAUCAAGAUUUUCAAUCGUGCGGCAGAUUCCGAUGUUCGCCGAGAAGCCACGACUCUGUCUGACCCAAAUCUUCUCACGUAUUCCUCCUUCAAAGUCGAUUGGUUGGUGAUGCCUUUUAUGGCAUGUGGAUCGCUUCAAUCAAUUGUCUACUCUUCUUUCCCACGUGGCUUACCAGAACGAUAUGCUUGCUUCUUCCUUUCCAAGAUCCUGAAAGUCAUGGUCCAUCUUCACGAUCAAGGGAUUCAUCAUGGUGGCAUCAAAGGGGGAAAUGUCUUAGUGGAUUUGGAUGGACAAGUGAAGAUAUGUGCUUCACAGCCACAAAUUGGAGAUGAAAUUAGAGAUUUCGGUUCAUUGGCCGCCGAAUUGGUCUAUGGGGUAGGUGGUGGUAAGUUUCAUCUUCACAAAGAGGUUUCUCAAGAGUUACAAGAUCUCCUCUUGCUUUGCCGUAGAAGCAGCCGAGUUUCUGCCGAUGAACUAUUGAUACAACCAUGUUUCAAUGAGAUAGUGGAAACUGAAACUGUGAGGAGGCUACUAGCUGAUCUGCCUUGUUUAGAAGUGAUGGCCAAAGAAGCCAAGAAAACUCUGAAGAAUCAUUUGAUGACCGUGAACAACAUAGGUCGUCGGGAUUUGAUGGAGAAUCUUCUAGGAAAACGAAAGAGAAUGGAGGUGCUAAGAACCUCCAUUGCUUUAGAUGCAAGGCCAAAAGCACAAAUCGACCAUUGGAUUCUAGAGUUGGAUUCUUGCAAGAGAAAGGAAAGUGUAUCGGAAAUGGCCAUUGGGCGUCUUCUUUCGCCCAAACUAAAUCCCCAUUUCAGCAGCAGAGGUUUCGUCCCGUUGACGAAGAGAUGGUUUUCUUCUUCCCUUGAAGAUGGCCGGAAAUUCGAGAAAUUGCCGGAUUCCAAGGCUUCCACUAACAAAGAUAUUGGCAAAAACUGGUACUCUUUAGGAGGGUUACUGACUAAUCUAAAGGAGAAGAUUGCUGGAAACAUGCUCUUGUUCAACAAACCUCCAGGUGAAGAAGACUCGGUUUCGCCAAAAUCACCAGGAAAUGUUGUGAGGGCUGCUACUAAAGUGGUCAGGGAACAACCUUUAGGGUCUCUGGAAGCAACUCAAAGUGUUGAUGGAGUUGAGAUUUCUGAGGAGAGAGAAAGCAUAUCUGCAGAUAAAGAGAGGUUAGACUGUAAUAGCUUAGACGGCUCGAGUUUUGCAGCAGAAAGAGUGGAUCUUCUUGAGGAGCCAAGUUGUAAAGAUGUGUCUCUAGGUUUGUUGACUGAAGAAGCAUCGAAAAGUGAAGGGAAGCUGCAGCCUGAGAGAGGGCAAGCUUCUCAAAAGAAACCAACUCAGAAUAGACUCUCGGACAUGUUUAUAAACAUGGUUCAAGAUAAGGAGGUUAAGCUUCAUCCGAGAUCUGAGGCAUUGAGUAAAUGUGAUUCCGGUAUGUUUACAGGAGAAUCUGGUAGUGAUCCUGUCAAGGCAAACGAAAAUAUUUCCAAGGAAAAUGAUAAGCACAGGUUUUCUGAUCACAACUCUUUAGCAUCUUUACUACGAAGUGUUGGGAGUUAUGAUCAGAAGACUGGAGACCUGGAUGAUGUUAGAGAACCCGUUGUAGAUGAGGUAGUGAGUAGAGACUUAGGCGUGAAAGAGCUGAUAGACUCACAGAACCGUUCAACUGACAAUGGCACAGACGAAAAUGCCAUCUCGUGCAAUGCUAAUGGUGGGGAAGGAAAAUGCAUAUCCUCUGUAACGGGAAAGAGUGAGGAAGAAGAGUCGAAAGGGGAAGCUUUAGUAAUGGAGAAGCUGUCGGCGUCCACUCAGGACACCACCUUGGCUACCACCACUGCGGAGAAUAUGGAGGCAUUAUCUGUUGGAGAAGAGCCCUCUCAUAACAGAGUACUGUUGAGGUUUAUGAAAGAAUUUGUUGAGAAGAAAGACAUCGUUGAAGUCCUUUCUGUGUUUGGAGAUGUCUCCGAUGUACAAGAAAUUCCCUCUUUUAAAGGUUCCAUUUUCAAAGAUGCUCUCGUGACUUUUGAGACUAAUUCAGCAGUCAAGAAGGCUCUCGAGAAACGUGUUGUGAUAUUGAGGAGUCACACUGUAGUUAUUGAGGCAACUUCUCAGGAAGAUAUGGUAGAAGAAAAGAUUCGCAUUCCAGCUCUCAUUGGCGAUCCAUAUGUGCCACUUGCAUUGGUGAAGGAACCAAUCAGAACUGUUAAGAUUCAUCCGCUGACGCAAGAUAUAAACUCAGACCAGAUCAGAGACGCGCUCAGGUUCUGCAGGAGCGACGUAUCUAAGUUAAUCUUUGGCUCAUCGAAAACAGCUGCUUUCGUGGAGUUUGAGACGGAAAGUGGGAAAGAGAGAGCACUUGCAGGGCAUUCAAUUAACAUAUUCAACAAGAAAUUGUUCAUCUCUAGGAUUGAUACACCAAGGACAACCGUUGCAAGGAUUUCGAACUUGUCAACAUUAGCGAUGGAAGAGAUACGGAAAGUGUGUGUACGUUAUGGACAGGUCAGACGUGUGUUUCACAGAGGAAAAGGUGUUGUGGAUGUGUAUUUUGAUAUCUCUGAGUGGCCAAACAUGGUCACCAUUCUCAACAGCUUGAAUGGUAAGGAAGUAGAUGGUAUGAAGUGGGUGGCUCGACCAGCACCAGUUAUACCUCCUGAGAUGAUAAAGGUUUUGUGGGAAGAUCCGCAAGAAAGGAGAUAUGUGAAAGAUUUGAUUCAGAGUUUGGCAAGAGAGAUUGAGCAGCCUUUAGAUGUAACUCGUAGCCACGCACUUGUGACUGAUUUAGUACAAUAG
Microthlaspi erraticum is the source of this 3123-nucleotide messenger RNA. The record is from the annotation of a GenBank genome assembly. Lineage: Eukaryota; Viridiplantae; Streptophyta; Magnoliopsida; Brassicales; Brassicaceae.